AGAUCGUCAGAAGCUAGAUGCCUCAAGCCGAAGAUUGGUAUGCACGACCCACUACGAAGAUCCUCAUCCCCCACAAAUCUCCUCUCUUGACGCUCUCUUAUCCUCUCAUCUACACCUCGUCACACCUCCAGACCAAGAAACCCAAAAUCAAAAAAUCCCGGGCCAGCACCGAGACGGAAAACCAAAAUCGAAGAUGGACACCAUCCUGAUCCUCCAAUCGAUGUACCCCCUUCCUGACGAAAUCAUCCUCUUCCCCUCGACCGCUCUCGCCCUGGAAGAUCCUACGGCCUACGAAUCGGAUGGGAAUACAGGGGGGAAAGAGGAACUCGGGUUGGUCUUGAGGGUGCCUUUGAGGGAAGAAGGUGGAAGUGGUCAUGCUGCUGGUGAUGGUGAUGACGGAAUGAACGGAUUGGCUGGAGAUGCUGGGAUGGGAGAAGAUGUCAAGGUCGGGUUCAAGAUCAUCUUCCCCCCGACCUCUACGAAUCGCUUGGGAUCGAGCAGGAAGGACAGAAAGGACAGGAAUGUGAAGAUGACGCUCUCGGAACUCCCUACCGGGUUGAUCAGAGCGGAUGUGGAUCGGCUGGAAAAGGAGUUCGAAGACGUUCAACGGGAGGUCCGAAGAGAAACCGGUUCGGAGGGCAACGACGACGGGGACGAUGGAGGAGAAGAAGAGGAAGAUCAACUCGGCUUCAUUACGACCGUAAUCGACCUCAUCCGUCCGAAAAUCCUCUCCGUCCUCCUCCUGCGUCAGCAAGAAACCCUCCUCAACCUCAAUCUCAACUCCACCUCGGCGUCCUCUUCUUCCUCCCAGCCCGACCCGGACGAACCGCUCGAACGCGCCUACCUCUGGUUCCCCUCCCUAUCGACCCCUUCGAAACGUCGAGACCUCGUCACCUACGCGUCACGGUACCACCUUACCGGGUUCGUCCUCGCUGGAAAACCGGGCUUACUGUGUCUAGAGGGUAGAGGGAGGGCGUUUGAGAGGUACAUGAGCGAUAUCAAGAACGAGAGUUGGGGGGAUAUCCCUAGUUAUCAGAAAAAGGUCACCGAACGUACCCGCCACCAGAUCCCUCAUCGAGCCUUCUCCAUCAUGCAAGAGAUAACCCACCUGAUCGAUCAACGUGGAGUACACGGAAACCGGGGGGAUAUGAGGCAGGUGAAAGAGUGGAUGGCGAGGUACGGAUUGGAAGACGAGUUUGGGUUCGUCAUGGGCAUGUAGACGUAACGUCACACACGAUGCCCAGACGAGGAGCGGAGAGAGGGGAUCAGAUGGGGAGAGGAGGUCAGGCGGGAUGGGAUGAGCGGUGUACAGUGUCCUCCAGACAAGGCGGAAAGUCAAACUUCGAUGGGAGA
Molecule: messenger RNA, 1353 nt
Organism: Filobasidium floriforme
Lineage: Eukaryota; Fungi; Basidiomycota; Tremellomycetes; Filobasidiales; Filobasidiaceae
Exons: 2
Coding region: 194-1219 (341 amino acids)
Source: RefSeq, a predicted model, not a curated record